AAAGGUGCCUUUUUAGGUGACGAAGUAUUGAAGCUUCAAAAUCCCUUAUAAAUAGUAUUAAGCAAACCAAGCUUCUCUGAAGUACGAAACCUUUCUAUUUGGUUCUGCCGAUAUAGCACCUUUUCAUUUGUACACAUAGAUUUGUAUUAAAAAAAUGCAACUUUUAAUUUAUCCAUUUUGAAUUUUGGCGGAAUUUUGACUAAAGCUCCUGGCGCUAUCUAUCGGUUUAGAAGUUUACCUAUUUUGGUGUUCGCCCGUGUUUUCGUGAACAUUCUCAAAUAUUCUUCAACAGCUUGCACGCAUCAUGUGUUGUGUGUGUACGUUGCGGUCAUUGCGUGUGUUAUAAAAGUGUUCGAAGCUAAACAACAUAAAAAGGAGAUUUCUUUAGAAUUUGGUUCAAGUAUAGUGACUUUAAACGAUUUUACCAGUAUUAUUUGUAUUCAUGAAAUUUUAAGGUUAUAUACUUUUGCGGCAUUCGUUUUCUUUAUUUUGGACAAGGGAAGUUUUCAAGAGUUUCGUAAUGUUGACAUGUGCUUGAGGAAGUUGAACACAUUUGCAUACAGUUUUUGGUAGAUCAUUGUAUUUAUUUCGUAUCAUUUAGUAUCAGAUUUUUAAUUGAUUAAUUCGAUGUAAUUGCGUGCAGUUUGUCAGAUCGUUUUAAAACGAAUUUUUCAAAUUAGUAAAGAGUAUACAUUCUGGAGAAAGUAAAUAAUGUAAAUUAUGGAGAUGUCAGAGGAAUCGGAAAAUCACGUUGAUGCUUUAAAACCUGCCGAAACGCCUCCGGAUUCGCCGAGGAAGCCGGUGAAAUCCACAGCUGUGGUAAAGUACUCUGCAGUUCAAACUCCAGCAACUUUUGCCCAGCUACAAUGCAAUACAGAUUUGAACCUUCCACCCAGCAAUUGGCUGAGCAGUUCAGCAGAGAGCUAUGGACUUCAGAACGACUGGUCGCCACAAAGCAGGAGUUUUUCCAGUUUCCGGAUGGCUCACAUGUUUCCAGACUGCGUCGGCGAAGUGGACGUCGUAUCCGAAGCAGAGAAUAUAAAAAAACUUUUAAAGAUGCCUUACACUCAGGGUGUUAUAUCCAUGGUGGUUCAUCGUGUCGAGAACACUUUGCUUCUAGACGACCUCGAUGUCCACAGAUACCUUUUGAGACAAGCUGAGAGCGACUGGGAGUGGCUGAAAAAGUUCGUCUGCGAGCAAGUUUUCCAAAAUUUUGGCGAGAAGGAGAAAAGACUUUCUCACAAGUCCAGCCGCACUACUAUACAACAAAAGAAUCUGGUUUCCAAGUUUUUAUACCACUCUCUAGUCUUUGGAGAUAACAAAGAACAAAAUGAGAAACCCACAUUGCCAGUUAAAACGCUAGAACCAAAAUUGCCUGAGCCUUCACGAGAGGAAAAACUGCCAGAUCCCAAUUGCAGUCAUAAUUUUGCGAGAAAUGUUCUUUGGACUUUUGAAAAUAUCCAGAUGUUGAUUGGAACUGACAUGCCGAUAUUUGGGGGUCCAACUCAUCCUUGCAUCAGUCUCAGACUCAGGGAUAUGACGAAGCCAAUUAGUGUUUUGACGGGAAUUGAUUAUUGGCUCGAUAAUCUUAUGAGCAAUGUUCCUGAAGUCGUGAUGUGUUAUCAUCUUGAUGGCAUUGUGCAGAAAUAUGAGUUGAUAAAAACUGAGGAUUUGCCGAAUUUGGAAGACUCGAAGUUCAGUCCCAAAGUCAUCAGAGAUGUUGCGCAGAAUAUCUUGAGUUUUUUGAAGAAUAAUGCUACCAAAGCUGGACAUACGUAUUGGUUGUUUAAAGGCAAAGAUGAUGACGUGGUGAAGCUUUACGAUUUGACAUCCCUCUGUAGUGAAGUGAACGAUGACAAGGGCCAAAGUCCCUUCACAGUUCCUGUUGCGAUGCUGCUUUAUCGAGUCGCCCGGAAUAUGAAGUAUUCUCUAGAUUAUUGCAUAAAACGGGGAACCAUCCGGAUGCUCUUGAAGAACUGCAUUCAGUUACUUGUGAAAGAAAAGUACCCGCAAAUUGUUACUUCAGCUCAUUACAUGUUGUCCGAUUUAUACGUUCCUGCCGGCACGACGCCUGCGAAUCCUAUUUUAAUGGAACAGACUGACGAAGAUGAAUCUCCGAACGAGAGUUGUUCAUCCCAGGAAAACUAUAAAGAUUCGGAAAAAAUGGAAGAGGAUGUCAGCGCUGCUAUCAAGUCUUUGACUUUGACGAGAAUUAGAGAGCAAUCAGAGUAUGCGCAAUUCAAGUACAAGCCUCCUCCGAUUAUUGGCACAAUAGAAGAAAGAUGUAGAGUCGCUUUGGAGCAUGUAGCUAGUGGUCUUGAAUGUUUGAAGUACUUUCCGAUUCAAGAAGACUCUCCAGAAAAGGAGGAAGUAGAUGAGAAGGAAGAGAUAUUAGAACCUGAAGAAGAUGUUCCGCAAAUGGCCAAGCCUUUCCAAGCCAUCCCGAUGCCUUAUACUCCUCUGAACAAACUGGCAGAAGCUGCUGGCAGCAGUCCAAGCUACAAGAAGAAGAACAAGCAGAAGAAGCAUAAAAAGUCGGAGAAGAGAGUUCCUAUAACUGACGAGGAAGCGCCGAAUGCUGUAGUCUGCAAGUCAGAGACCCUUCCGACCUGGCAGGCGCCGAAGAAGAGCGACAAUCUUAGCUGGAACGCUCAUCUGAAGACCUUGCUUUACGAAAAAGCUUCUUUGAUUCUCGGCGUGCUUGCUGAAAAUGAGUAUUCCCAUGGAAAUUAUGGAGCUGCUCUUCGCUACAUUUCCAUUGUGCUGCGCUGUCAGAAAAUCCUGGAUGUUUUCUGUGGAAUUAAUAACGAGCAGAUGAUGAGUUACUUUUUGGGAAGGGCUGGUGAUUGUGGUUUCAUGACUGUCCAGGAUUGGGGUAAAGUGGAGAAGCACAGGCAAGAUUAUGAAGCGAAGACUGAAACCAGUCCGUUUAUUGACGAAAUUUGCUCCAUGGAGGAACUCGAAAAUAGUGAUCUUGAACUUCUGCCACAAAGAUUUGAGAGUUUAGAAAGCACUUUGGUCGAUUCCUUGCGAUGCUAUGAAAAAGCGUUGGCUCUCCAACAACCGAGCGAGGAUCGAAACACACUUUUGAGAAGAGUUGGAAACAUUCAUAACGAGCUGGGAGUUUUGUAUAUGAAUCAAGCAAGUGCUCGUUACCAACCGAAAAUCGACGAUUCGAGUCCGUCUUCUUCAGAAGUCACAGCCCUUCUUGAACGUUCGCGAACGCAUCUGGAGGCUGGAGUAAAGUCCUUUGAAACUGUCCACGACGAGUCAAAUCUGGCACUUCUGUAUGCAAAUAUGGGUCGCUUAUUGCGAUUACGAGCCCAUAUGCACAUGAAGCAACCUCAAGAAGAGCGUCAGUUUUAUGAAAAAGCUCUCACGUGCUACCAAAAGGCCUUGCAAGUCCUGGGAGUGAGAAAAUGCAAUCCUACUAUCUGGGACAAUGUGACCUGGGAUUUUUCCACAACUUUGUACACGAUGGCAACUUAUCUUCAGGAUUAUCCUGUUGCCGGAAAUAAGAGUGAGGAAGAAUUGGAACGAGAAGUCGUCGAUAUUCUACAGAAGGCUUUGAAAUAUUGCGAAGUUGAAAUUCCUGGCCCUCGUCAACCUAUUUAUCAGUUUCGAGCUGCCACAAUACACCACAGAUUGGCCUCCUUGUAUCACAGAAUGUACAGGGAGCUGGAUCCGGAAAUCGAGGUCGCUAGAAGGAAAACGAGCCUCCAGUUGUGUAAACUGAAUUAUGAAAAAGCAUCUAAACUCUUUUUGUCCUUGGAACAAACGCUAGAGUAUCUGACAGUUCAAAUGGAACGAGUGGCAUUGGCUGAAUUUCAGGCUCAGGGAACAUCAAAUUUUAAGAGUAAAUUGAAAUCCUAUAAAACUGGACUCGAUAUGAUUCUACAAUCCCGUCCCGCUAUCGAUAUUAUCUGUGAGAAAAACAAGAAUGAUUCGAAAAUUAAUGAGGAUUUGAAAUUGAAUUCGUCCGAUUUUAAAAAUAAUGCUGAUGUUAAAGAAAAGGAAAAUGAACAAGUUAAAGAGGACAACAAAGCUAUUGCAGACGAAGAGACUUUGAUCAGUUUGCUUGAGAAGAGAUUGCAAUUUUUGUUGCGAUCGUUGAUUAAACUCCAUAUGAAUAAUAAGAGCACCGGAAACCACAAAAAAGAAUGUGAAGUCGCUGCUAAUUUAUACAAGCAGUGUUAUGGUCUGACUUUGAGAAAAGACUCGCCUUCUGGAAUAGAAUUGUUCAGACACAUUGCAGAAACUCUGCAUAAAAUCGAGGAGUUGUUAAAAUAACAUGUGGAAUCAUAUUCUCCAAAGUAAAAAAGUAAUUAUGUAUCUCAGAUUCUUCCCAGGAGGAAAAAGUACCAAGUUACGAAUGAAAACGAUUGUUGAGGCUAUAAAAAAUGGAGGAAGAUGGUUAAAAAGUCUGAGAUGUUCUUGACUGUGAUCCACGUGUUAUGUGAUACUUAACUCUUCUUAGUAUGUAAAUAAUUUUGUGACAUAUUAUUUAUAUACAGUUAAUUUAUGAUGCAAAAAUGAAGGUAAUCUUACCUCUGUUAUUUUCAAAAGUUAAUUUUAAUGAUGUGAGUAAUUGAAUAAGAAGACAAAUUUUAGCGCUAUUACGUUGUUUCAAAAACAAAUAUUAACCGUUUUUGUAUUUUAAG
Messenger RNA from Belonocnema kinseyi, 4661 nucleotides. RefSeq names its product erythroid differentiation-related factor 1. Gene Ontology annotation, molecular function: protein binding. Gene Ontology annotation, biological process: positive regulation of DNA-templated transcription. The record is from RefSeq and is a predicted model, not a curated record. NCBI's taxonomy places the organism in Eukaryota, Metazoa, Arthropoda, Insecta, Hymenoptera, Cynipidae. The transcript is spliced from 9 exons. The coding region runs from base 721 to 4290 and encodes 1189 amino acids.